Dovyalis caffra is the source of this 219-nucleotide messenger RNA. The record is from the annotation of a GenBank genome assembly. NCBI's taxonomy places the organism in Eukaryota, Viridiplantae, Streptophyta, Magnoliopsida, Malpighiales, Salicaceae.
AUGUCAGACGGAAACAACGGAGCUACUGGAACAGUUACUGCUGCAGUGGCAGCGGCAGCGGCGGCGGCAGCAGGGAUCGGUCUCCUGCUGUUUGGCUCUUUUUCUAAGGCGAAUGAAGGUAAAACAAUGAAAGCACCAGGGCAGGAUCAUCGCAUACUAAGGAAAGGAUUUGAGGAAAAUCCUGCUGCCUAUUUCACGGAUUUGCACAGGAAGAAGUAG